AUGAAUAUCCGAUCACACGAUGUGGAUGGUAUUGCAGCCUCGAAAGGGUUUGCACAGUUCGGUACUACACAACCAACGAAUGGAAAUAGCGUCGCUUAUACUCGUAGCAAUCGCCCACGGGCAUCGGAGAUGUAUGCCAGUUCUGCACAGCAGUACGGAACAUCGAACGCCGCAACCCGUCCAGAGCCACACAUGGAGAGCUGGGAACAGCGCUUAGCUGAAAUUAGGAGAGCCAGAGAGGAACGAGGACCAGGUAAUCUAUGCUUCAUUCUUAAACGGUUCAAUAUCUAA
Molecule: messenger RNA, 291 nt
Organism: Sphaeroforma arctica JP610
Lineage: Eukaryota; Ichthyosporea; Ichthyophonida
Exons: 3
Coding region: 1-291 (96 amino acids)
Source: RefSeq, a predicted model, not a curated record